AUUUGAUUAGAUAUAUAAUCAAAUAGAAAAUCCAGAAAAUACUUAUUAAAUUAAAUAAAAAUACAAAAAAUUCAAAAUAACUACCCAAUAUAACGACCACCUUAAUCACACACCGUCACACGCCAUUAACAACAGAGCAGAGCAGAGCAAAGAAAGUAACUUUCUCUUCCUCUCUCUAUCCCAAACACACACAUACAAAAAUGGCUGAGCUUGAGAGUCCAGGAGUAAUGCCAAAGCUAAUAGCCUUCUUAUCUUCACUGCUAGAACGAGUUGCCGAGUCCAACGAUCUGACCCGGCGAGUCACGACUCAGUCGCAGAGUGUUUCCGUGUUCCACGGGCUGAGCCGGCCGACCAUUACGAUUCAUAGCUACCUCGAGAGGAUUUUCAAAUACGCUAAUUGUAGUCCUUCUUGCUUCGUCGUGGCUUACGUUUAUCUCGACCGUUUCACUCAGAGACAGCCUUCUCUUCCGAUCAACUCCUUUAACGUUCAUCGUCUCCUCAUUACCAGUGUCAUGGUCUCCGCAAAAUUCCUCGAUGAUCUGUACUACAACAAUGCGUAUUACGCCAAAGUGGGAGGGAUAAGCACGAAAGAGAUGAAUCUUCUUGAGCUUGAUUUCUUAUUCGGGUUAGGUUUCGAUUUAAACGUGAAGCCAAACACGUUCCACGCUUACUUCUCUUAUCUUCAAAAGGAAAUGACUCUUGUUCAACCCCUCUCUCUCGUUGUUGUCCCACCAAGAUCUGUCAUUACCUUCAACGACGAAGAAGCUUCUCAUCAGAAACAACAACAGCAGCAACUCGCUGUUUAAUUCACACAAGAUUCCAACAAAAAAAAAAAUCCAAGUGGCUUUUUUUUUGGUUCUCUGUUCUUAAUCAGUCUGGUCCUUGUUUUUAAUGAAAUGUGUAGUUGUAGAUGAUGUAGAGAUUAGUCGGCAGGGACUCUUAUCUUGUCUUAAUCAGAUCCUGAUUAUUGAUCAUUUCUCUCUAUAUAUUAUAUCAUAUAUGUUUAGAUGUGGACAUGUGUGACAUAGUUCAUCUUUA
Molecule: messenger RNA, 1038 nt
Organism: Brassica rapa (field mustard)
Lineage: Eukaryota; Viridiplantae; Streptophyta; Magnoliopsida; Brassicales; Brassicaceae
Product: cyclin-U4-1
Biological process (GO): regulation of cyclin-dependent protein serine/threonine kinase activity
Molecular function (GO): protein kinase binding
Source: RefSeq, a predicted model, not a curated record